Messenger RNA from Suillus subaureus, 420 nucleotides. RefSeq lists its product as uncharacterized. The annotation marks the transcript as partial. Lineage: Eukaryota; Fungi; Basidiomycota; Agaricomycetes; Boletales; Suillaceae. The transcript has 3 exons. The record is from RefSeq and is a predicted model, not a curated record.
UUUGAUGCCAAAAUGGGGUCAAUUAUUGUUUCUCUUCGCGAGCGGAUGAGGUUCUACAAACUCCGCGUCACAUGUAACGCUGCAAGGGUCGCGUCGACCUUUAACGAGCAAUUCAAACCUGAAAUCAUCCCGGAAGUUAAUGACCCGUUCCUUGUCGACUGGAUCCAGGACCCCUUAGAAGAUUCAGAAGUUUUAGUUGGCGAACGAGCACUCCGGUUGUCCGAUCCUCAACUCUUGAAUUAUUCAGUGAAGUGGCCGAUCCAUGGAAAGAACUUCAACACCAGGGAUUAUCCGUCACACCAAAUGAUACUGGAUGACAUUGAAACUAUUAUCAGCACUGUACUGAGUGAGAGGUUCAACGUAAGACGGCUUGAUUACAAGGACUAUUCUGUUGUUCUUGUUAUCCCAGACUUCUAUGAU